GUUCUUCUGGCUUCACAUAACCUCUACCAAAAGGAGUUUUCCACAGCCUCCUCUACCAAAGGAGUUUCCCACAACUACAAGUUCCCACGACGCGAACUACGAGAAUCUAAUACCCACUUCAUUUUUCUACUCCUCAUCUAACUAUUAAACUCUACGACUAAGUAAGUAGAAGGAAUCAAUAAAAAACAAUCACGAACAAUUCUUGCGAACACAAUGACAGCCGCGACUGUUCUCCUAGCCACCGAGAAGCCGUUCGCGGCUGGGGCCGUGACAGAGAUUGAAAAGGUCUUAGCUUCUGCAGGAUACUCUAUGGAAAAAUUGGAAAACUACACAGAAACCUCCGAACUAACUACUGCCCUGGCGAAGGCAGAUGCCGUGAUUGUCCGCAGUGAUAAGAUCAAUGGUAACUCUAUGCGGACGUAGAAGUGCAACAUUCUUAUCUAUCAUCUCUCGUCAUGAGGAAGAUGUUUGUAGGUACGAUCAUGAUUUGAUGUUCCGAAUCCGAUUUCUCACGUCAAAAAGGUGAAAUCCUGGAUUCUGCGAAGGGUAAAUUGAAAUUGGUUGUGCGAGCUGGAGCCGGCGUUGACGCUAUCGAUUUGAAGGCUGCGAGUGAGCGAGAUGUUGUGGUGAUGAACACUCCGGGACAGAACAGCAAUGCAGUCGCGGAACUUGCUUUUGGUUAUGCAGCUGGACUCUCUUGUAAUUUAGUUUUGUGAGAAGUUUGCUGCUUGUGUCGUGUUGGAAGAUUUCGAUAGCUACACAUGAUAGGCAUAGUCAUGUCAGAGCACGUGCUCAUAAGACAUUAAAGCCGUUUGUCAGAAACUAGUUCUUGAAUACGUAAGUUUUUAAUGUUCGACGGUUGUUCCUAGUCCUACAAAAAGAUGAAUCUCGCCCUCUUUGGUAUCUCCUUAUGAUCGUACUGACUUAGUAUUUGGACGACAGCUCUAACUUGCGAUGAUGAUUACGCAGAUGAGGAACCAGUAUGACGGAAGCAGUGGGACAGAGCUUAAGGUACUAUUUUUAAAGACAAUUUUUGAAGCGGGGGUCGCUCGGAUUGGCGUCGCCUGCGUUCUUUUGCUAAGAGUUAGCACCGGCACGAAAGCGAGCGUGGGCGGUGGAAUCCUUCUGCGGGCACGGUGCCUGCUAAUGGCGCUAAAAUGCACGCGACGAGCGUGCUCACGGGUAAGGGGCGCGCGGCGUGGUGCGAUCGGCGAGGCGAACAGAGUCGGCAGAGUCAUAUAGCUGGGCCAACGAUGCCACUUUUCGCGCUUACUACUCGCGCGGGCCGAAGGUGCCGCGUCCGUUGUUUGUGUGCUCCACUGUGCUUCACGCGGGCAGCGCAGCUUUUUUCUUUGGUGAAAAACUGAAGGGGCAAGGGUGACGCCGCGGCCUCGGCCCUCCCUCGUGCUACGGAGUCGGGCCAGCCGCUGCGGGAUGAUGUGAUCCGCAGGCGGCGGCGACGCCGACGGUCUGACCCGUGCGCGCCCGCUGCUUGUUAGACGCGCGCGCGCGCGUUGCUCCUUAAGUUGUGGGCGCCGCGACCCGCUAAGACUAAGAGUAAAGACAGCAGUGACUGACGCCACGGCUCUUGCUGUCUUCUUCGGCGGUGGGCCUUCCGUGCGUAGCAUUUCUGCGCGCCCCCCUUUUUUUGAGUGGGUGAGGGCCACCGGCGGAACAUGUGGACGGAAGUGGAGCGCGGCGCGCUUCGUGUGCUGGUGUGGGUGUCUGUUCGGUAAAUAAGCUAAAAGGCCCCGGGGGUGUUGGCGUGUUGGCCUUUAAUAAAUGGCGCGCCUUGUUUGAUCGGAGACCUUGCUUCAGGUACCAGCUUGGCUCUUGGCUGGGGCAGUCCAGUACCCUGGCAAUUGUAUUAGUCUACCCUUUUUUGCCGAAGCCAGUAUGAUCCUUCGCGUUUGCCCCCGGGGCUGUCGGGCACUUCUGGCGCCUGAAACUAUCUCGUCGGAUACUGGGGCAGCUUAUGCUUUCUCUUAUGCGGCGACGCGGUGCGCCACUUAUCAACCACUGGGAGCACGGCUUCUACGUCGACAACAUCCCGAAGACCAACUUGACGAUAGAGCAAAUUCCGGACGCCGCAGAGUAGUGGCUGGAGUGCCGUGGCGGGUCGGGCGUGUCGUUUGCUUUGGUAUGUAUGUAGAGAAGCACGCCGGCGCUGGCCGCUGAUUCUCCUGCGCGCCGUGGAUGAAGUGGAGGAGCAUGGAGACGCUUCGCGCUUCCUCGCGCGGUUUGUUGGGGCAGACGCCUGGCGCAGCAGUUUGGCCGUUGCGGUCCACGGCAGUGAUUGCAGUCCCCUGCCAUCCUUGUCGGCGUUGGCAUUGCAUAGAUACCACGAGGAGGAGCGCAAUUCAGCAGAGCAGGGGCGGGGCGGGAUCUGGUGAAGACGCUAGACGCGUGGGCCUUCUUCGCUGAGGCAUUGAGCGGCGGAGUGGUGCGCGGGGGGACAAAUCUAGCAACCGCCUCACGGAGGUGAACUGCAGCGCUCAGCCAGCUGCCACACUUUCGCACGCGCUGCGUUGCGUGAUGAAGACAGCGGGGAGCUGGAUGGCAGGCGCGCGCUUAAAUGUCGCAAGCGUGCGGAGCACGCUAGAGGUGCGCGCGGCUGUGGCCGGGGGAUGGCUACGAUUUUGGUCGCCUCACUCUAUUGACGGAAGAAGCUCGAGGGGAGCGGCUCUUGAUAGUGCACGCCAGACAAGAAAAGACGGCCGCGCCUGUCAUGGUUUCUGGGAAAAGUGAAGAAGAACAGGGCAAAAGAAACCACUAGAACAAGGAGAGAACAAGAAAAGCAGGCGCAAAAAACUAGAAGAAGACCAAGAAGCAAGGGCGCCCCGCUCGAUGAUCUCGCGACGCAGCAAAGGGGCGCGCUUCUAGCGGAGGCCAUUCAUUGGCGCACUUCACUGGCGAAGCUAGUACUUAGCGCGGGCGUGUCUGAGGAAAUCAUUGCGCAAAGAGGGGGCGCGCGAACGCAGCGGAGGGGGCCGCAAAGGGAUAGCGUAGCGCGCCAGGUGCGUGGGGGUAGUGAUUGGCUGAGGUGCAGCCGCCCGGGGGCCCCCGCCCCGGAAAUCUGCGGCAGCGCCGGGCCGCAGGAGGGAAAGGCAGCUGAGUCAGACGCUGUGGGGGGCUUGCUGAAGAUGAAGAGAGCCCCUGGCGCUGUGUGCUAGCUUUGUUUUUUGUGUCUUUCUUCAUCGAUGGAUCUGCCGCCUCCGUGUUCUCGCUCGGGCACUGGGGACACCCCUGUCCACAAACCACCAAGGACAAGUAUUACCCACCAGAAGACCUUCGUGCACUAGCACUGGCUCACGUAAAUUAUCAAAAUUCCAGGGCAAAACUCUGGCGCUGCAUGGCUUCGGGCAAGUUGCUCGCAAUAUGCACAGACUUGCUAAGGGAUUUGAAAUGAAAGUCAUAGCCUACGACCCUUUUCUGAAAAAGGAAGACAUCGAAGCCACCGGCGCAGUGGCGGCAUCGUCGGUAUUGCGUACUUACUAGUUUUUAGUUUGCUGCCCGCGAAACUAUGUAUCAUGUAUGAAUAUAAUAUUGUCGUCGGUCUACUGUAACAUUGAAAAUAUGAGGUAGUUACGAGAAAAUCACCUAACGAGAACCACUACAUCAUCAUGAUAAUAAUAGCGACUUCUCUCUUCACACAGACUUCUCUCUUCACACAUCCUCAUCCAACACUUCUCCAACACUCGCUCGCGCUAUCAUAUAUUUGCGGCCUUGAUUAUUGUCGCCCAUCCUUUGGAAACUGUCGGGUCCGUGGCUAAUGGGGUCCGAGCAGUUUGGGCGAUAUUUUUCUGCCGGACUUUAUCACGCUGUACCUGUAGCAGGGAGGCUCCUCGCAAAUGUAUCAGAUUUGGGCGCUUCACGAUCUGAACCUGAAGCGCCCAAAUCUGAUACAUUCGGGCUCUGGGAUGUGGAUUUGGUUUGCGUGAUUGGUUGGCGAAGCUUGUGGUGUCCGUUUUCAGUAGUCUCUGGGCUUCAGUGGUCCUUGGGUUUGUUCGUGCGCAUAAAGGUGUGCACAUUAGGUCGCUUAUUGGUCUGCAUAUUAGGUCGCACUUUAGGUGUCAUAGAAUUAGGCCGCAUAUAAUGCGGCUUUUUUUAGGCUCAGCGUCAGUGACUAUGUUGAAAAGUUGAGCUUUAAACUUAACAAGCAGAACACAUCCAACACUUCUCCAACACUUCAACACAUGAUCAUCUCUCCAACUCCGACUCCAACUCCAACUCCAGCUCCACUAAAACAUGAAGGUCGCUGAGUUAUUUGAUGCAAAUUUUGUGAGCUUGCAUAUUCCUUGCACACCGGAAACUCGGGAAAGUAUUGGCAAGGAAUUCCUCCUCAAAAUGCCGAAGAAGGGUGUUUUGGUUAACACAGCACGUGCUGAGGUCAUCAACGAACCCGAAAUGGUCGAGGCAUUCAAAGAAAGUAUUCUCAUCUUGUAUUCUGAGGCCUUUUAUUCGUUCUCAUAUCAUUGCUAGUACUUGUACUUAUUCUACUAAUCUAUCAUGAUUUCUCUCCAGGUUCCGAUACUGCUCUCAAUUCAAAUAAAGAACAUUACCAAUACCUAUCCUGAUCCUCACUUCAGGUUCCGAUACUGCUCUCAAUCCAAAUAAAGAACAUUACCAAUACCUAUGCAUCUAAUUAAAGGACGUCCAAACACCUCUUGCUAGGCACAUUCAUUCAUUCAUUCAUUCAUUCAUUCAUUCACACCAACUACACAGGAUCCGACCUUGCUUACGUUACUGAUGUAAAGCCGGAGAAGUGUUUGGAUGAGCUGGCGCCUCGCACCUUUAUGACGAAGAAGAAGAUGGGCGCGCAAACCUCCGAGGCCAACAACAAUUAUGGCUUCUCGUCCUAAUUAUACAUCGGAUGAAGCAUCCUGGCGAGGCUUUUCAAAGUGAAAAGGGGUCCAGGAUGAUCCUGUUUAAGAUGAAGAUUUUCAUAUGUCAUAUGUCAACAUUCUGGCCUACUUCUUGUACUACACUCAUCAACUAGCUCUAAAAUAACGCGGGUAUUGCGGCUGCGCAACAGAUCGUUGCGUUCUUCGAGAAGGGUGACGUGCGCUUCCAGGUCAACAAACCUGGACAGACUUUUUAAACGUGAGCAUACUUGACGUGACGCCUCAGAGUUGUGUUUGAACAAUCUUUUACGAGAUAGGAAUACAUGAUUUUUUUACAACAUACUUCUAGUUCUAACUACUAUGAAUGUAUCUUCCUCUUGUCCUGCACGAACAAGGUGUGAGGUAGUUGUCGUUCUUGUUGACAGCUCUAGUAUCUUGUCGAGGACGCAGUUGAUGUUCAUGUUGUAGUUUCUACAACGUGAACACGUGUAAAAUUUGUCUAAUCAUCAAGAUCAGAACUAAGCUUCAUUGCCAGUAGCAGGCUCAUUCAUCUUGUCUCUAACUGAUUUAUUGUGGGCGUCUACACGCAACAGCCCAUUUCGAUAUCUGUUUUAGCGAAUAAGAUGUCAUAUGUCAACAUUCUGGCCUACUUCUUGUACUACACUCAUCAACUAGCUCUAAGUGUCCAUCUCAUUCUUUUUUUUCUUCUUGUCUCAUCUUGUUGAUACUAAAAACUAUGUUGAUACGCAAACGCAUGCGUAGUCGUUUUACUUGGGAACUUAAAUAUCAGGGAAUUCUUAACUUAGUUAGCAGGAGCAAAAACAGGAUUGAAGAUCCAAGGAGAUCACUAACAACAAAGAGGCUGGCCUCCUUGUAGUUGUGGGGCUUCGUCUAGUGCUCUGUGGUGAAUAGUCAACAUACUAGAUAAUUGAGAUGAAUUGGAGGACGAGUGGGCCAUCUGACAUGUCCCUCUACUUCCUCUAG
Messenger RNA from Amoebophrya sp. A25, 5828 nucleotides. The record is from the annotation of a GenBank genome assembly. Lineage: Eukaryota; Dinophyceae; Syndiniales; Amoebophryaceae.